AUGAAAGAGAAAGUUGGAAACAUAUUACAACCGUCAGUAGAUUGUGCUGAAAUUAUGGCGAUACUAGAGCCGUGUUGGCAUAUUUUCAACUUUGUCCUAGAGCACGAACUACGACCGAAGAUCCAGGCCCUGAUUCCGUGGAGAACACCGAGAUCUUCACCUCCUGUACUUGUCCAUAUCCUCGAGGGACCCGUCGAAGCAUCCGGAGCCGCUGCCUAUCCAUGUUGGGUCUCACACCAACUCCGAAGAAGUAGUCACAAGUACAACCACUGCGACUAUAGCAUCCGGCUGUUUCUUGGCCAUUUCUUGCGCUGUCUCGGAGAGGUGAAUGCAAAGAUUGAGUGGUUUGCGGUGGACGCGAAGCCGCUCCUACUCUUCCACUGGUACAGCAAUCCACUUCAGCUAAAGGUACGGCAUAGUGUCUUUAGCAUCACGACCAGGUCGGGUGAAGAGUACAUUGCAGACUUCACAAUCGAACAAUUUGGCUACCCCAGCACGAUGUGGUUCAUGGAGAAGAAGGAGUAUGUUGAGAAUUGUACGACAGGGCAAAAGAUGAGGCAGCCAUGCGAGGACGAGGUUGCCAGUGCGAUGAAAGGGGAGAUUGAGAUGACACGCAAAGUGGAGGUUGUCAGGGAACUGUGCCGAGAGUUAGAUUUCAGAAGGUGGAGGCGAUGGGAUGAGAACGCCCGGGUAACGUGGUUGGAAGAGCGGGUGCAAGAAGCGUUGAAGAGGAGACGAGAAGGGGGGGGGGCAAGCUGUAUUGAUAGUGAGUGUGAUGGAUAG
Messenger RNA from Bipolaris oryzae ATCC 44560, 783 nucleotides. RefSeq lists its product as uncharacterized. Lineage: Eukaryota; Fungi; Ascomycota; Dothideomycetes; Pleosporales; Pleosporaceae. The record is from RefSeq and is a predicted model, not a curated record. The transcript has a single exon. Bases 1 to 783 code for a protein of 260 amino acids.